CAAAAUCGGCCUGAACACAAGCCCUUCCUGCCUGUAGUAGUGCAGCCUCCUAGUAGGCCCGCACAGCGCCCUUCCAAGCCAGCCCGGCCCUCGCCUCCUGUGGUGCGUCUCGACACACCUUUACACAUACGAAGGCACCUUACCGCGUCCGAGACAGAACGCUGCCGAGAAGAACCAUGACAACGAGCACUACCAGGAUCUCCGCACGCGCGCGAAGAGCGAGGGCGCAGAGAUGGCGCGCUGCUUCGAGGAGAGCCACGCUGCUUAUGCGCGCAAGGACGGCGCGCGCGCGAAGGAGCUCUCCAUCGAGGGCAAGGCGCACCAGCGCGAGAUGGAGCGGCUGAACGCGCAGGCGAGCGAGUGGAUAUUUAAUGAGAACAACAAGGACAGGGAGCCUGGAGAGGUCGAUCUGCAUGGUCUGUUCGUGAAGGAGGCUCUCACGUUCACGGAACGAGCUAUCAACGACGCUCGGCGGCGCGGAACCAACAAGAUUCACCUCAUUGUUGGCAAAGGUUUGCACUCGUCAAACGGCGUUGCGAAGCUCAAGCCCGCCAUCGGGGAACUCAUGCAGAAGCAAGGACUCAUCGCAGAGCUCGACCAAAAUAACUCCGGCGUCUUGAUUGUCAACCUGGACGGCCACCCGAGCGGUGAAGGCGCUAUAGUCCAGCCCGAGGAUAUCACGCGUAGCCUGGAGGGCAAGGGCACUGGUUGUUUGAUUAUGUGAAGGGUGUGUUGCUUGGACCGGAUGCUCUCUCGGCCUUUUUGCAGAUGCUGGAAUGUUUGCUUGUGGAUAUACCCUACAUUGUGUCGGU
Molecule: messenger RNA, 812 nt
Organism: Laetiporus sulphureus 93-53
Lineage: Eukaryota; Fungi; Basidiomycota; Agaricomycetes; Polyporales; Laetiporaceae
Product: Smr-domain-containing protein
Exons: 4
Coding region: 233-724 (163 amino acids)
Source: RefSeq, a predicted model, not a curated record